GAAUCAAUUUCUAAUUGAAUUUCCCCCUGCUGGAAGCCGGUUUUUGCCAUAUAAAGUUCGUAGGGCAAGAAAGGGCAAAAUAUAACUGUACUCUGUCGAGCCCAUAGUCAGCAGAAAAGCGCAAAAUUUAAAUUUCCUUUGAGAUACAACCGUGUAAACGGGCCCUUACGCACAUGUUGCAGUUACAGACAAGUUUUGUUUGCCAGACUUUAUAUGAAGACCCAAAAAAAAUACUGCUGGUUUGCGUCAAAGUGACAGCUGUCAUUGACAGCCUGUCAAGCUUGAAAAGCAAGCAAAGGAGAUCGAUUCGAUUGAAAUUUAGCGAAAUAGUGUAAUGUUUGUGUAUUUUUCUUUUAAAUUGAUAAUAACUAAUCCAUUCAUAAAUCGGCAAAGGAUUUAUAGUUCACGGUUAAGCUUCGUGAUUCUUAUAUAAAGUGUUAUAAACCGAAAACCGCCUAGAUUUUUCGUAAUUAUUCGGUCGGUGACCAAAAAUAAAUUUAGAAUUUAUUUAGGUGCAACUUUAUUUUAAGUUAUGGAUAAAGAAAACUAUGAAACCUAUGAAUUCUUGCCUGCGUCUGGAAGCAGUGCAGAAGCGGAACCCUAUCAGUUCUUUGUCGUGCAAGACGAUGGGACGUUUCUUAUUAACAGACAAGUGCAAUAUGUGACCCAAGUGCAAGACCCCCAGGAGGUUCUAGAAGGGGAGCAAGCCUGCACCAUGCUGGAUGUGGCUCCGCAGCAGUUCUAUGUCGACAUUGAUAAUACCACUGAAAUGAUCUCUGUACCAGACCAGUUCACCAUACCAGAAGGGACCAGCAACUUGUAUGCGAACAGCUACCUUUUGCAACCUGAACCUGCGGCCCCAGUAGAACAGGUCAAAAACAAAAUAGAACUAAAACCAAUAUUACAAGCUGACAAUUCUGUCAUUGAAACUAAUAAGCAGGAUGGUUUGUCAGGAAAUAACUUAACAGAGGUAAGCAAUUUGGGUCACUAUCAAGUUUACCUUAUCGCUAAACGACUAUUUCGGCUAGAUGUCAGAAAAUUUAAAUAUACAGUCAGUAUAAAGUCAAUUCAGCUGGGAUGACAUGAAAGUAGAAUACUCAAUCAGCAAAAAGUCAAUUUAACUGGAUGGCUAAGACUUAUAAUGAAUGAGUAGUCAAACGUCUGGAAAUAUACAUAGUCCGUAUGAUUAGCAUAUCUAAAAAGCCAAAAGUGUAGUUAGUUAAUUGACGUCAACACAGAACUAUUCAGUAGCAAAACGUCCGGAAAUAUAAUGUGUCAUUGCCAUGGUUUAUAAAUAUGUAACAGAACAGUUCUUAUUAAC
Leguminivora glycinivorella is the source of this 1321-nucleotide messenger RNA. RefSeq lists its product as uncharacterized. The transcript is spliced from 4 exons. Lineage: Eukaryota; Metazoa; Arthropoda; Insecta; Lepidoptera; Tortricidae. Bases 533 to 1081 code for a protein of 182 amino acids. The record is from RefSeq and is a predicted model, not a curated record.